Messenger RNA from Anguilla anguilla (European eel), 3466 nucleotides. Its product is annotated as ubiquitin-conjugating enzyme E2 D2. The transcript is spliced from 7 exons. Gene Ontology annotation, cellular component: nucleus. NCBI's taxonomy places the organism in Eukaryota, Metazoa, Chordata, Actinopteri, Anguilliformes, Anguillidae. The record is from RefSeq and is a predicted model, not a curated record. Bases 369 to 812 code for a protein of 147 amino acids. Gene Ontology annotation, biological process: ubiquitin-dependent protein catabolic process; protein K48-linked ubiquitination. Gene Ontology annotation, molecular function: ubiquitin conjugating enzyme activity.
CAUCAUGACGUCAACUGUACUCUUCUGCUGUGAAAGCACUACAGCUCAUCGCGCGCAGUAAAACGCUGGCUGAGGACACUCGUGUGAAUGCGUUGGCGGAUGUGUUCAGAGGCGGAAGGGUUGCAAACAGGGUUGUUCUUGUGAGUGAUGCGGUAACCGCAGCGGCAAGAGGAAGAACCCAGGUUCUACUCUAGCUAGUUAGUAUCGGCUAAAAAUUAUAUACCCGGUUCCCUGCUAGAUAGUGGAUACUUACGCUUAUAGACUGAUUCGCAAUUUGUACUCAGGGAAGAAGUCAGUGGAGGGAGAAAGGCACCGUCAUUUUAACAGUAUAAAACCCACGUUUCGGUGACAGCGGCACAAGCACAACAAUGGCUCUGAAAAGAAUUCACAAGGAGCUGAAUGAUCUGGCCCGUGACCCUCCGGCUCAGUGCUCCGCUGGUCCAGUUGGGGACGACAUGUUUCACUGGCAAGCCACAAUAAUGGGACCGAAUGACAGUCCCUACCAGGGCGGCGUGUUCUUCUUGACCAUUCACUUCCCCACAGACUACCCCUUCAAGCCCCCAAAGGUUGCAUUCACUACAAGAAUCUACCACCCAAACAUCAACAGCAACGGCAGCAUCUGUCUGGACAUCCUGAGGUCGCAGUGGUCGCCAGCACUAACCAUCUCCAAAGUUCUUCUGUCCAUCUGCUCGCUGCUAUGUGACCCGAACCCGGACGACCCCUUAGUGCCUGAGAUCGCCCGCAUCUACAAGACAGACAGGGAAAAGUACAACAAAAUAGCUCGGGAAUGGACACAAAAGUACGCCAUGUAGUCCGGGGUGGGAGGAGCAGAAGCAUGGAGAAACGGCCUCUACGUCUAAAGGCUUUAGGGGAACUCUGAAAGAAGAGAGGAUAAAAAAAAAAAAAAGAAAAAAUGUUGGUUUCCAUUGGAGUGCUUUCUUUGAGCCAGGCCCCACCCCCACCACACUCGUUUCCCGCCCCUGCCCGGCUGCCAUGUUGUACAUAUUUUCAAACUGCAAGCAUAGACCCCCCCCCCCCCCCCCCCCAACCACCACCACCACCACCCCCACUUCCUGCUUUCUCUCCCCCUCACAGAAUCCACCCUCCUCUAGGGUUUACCCUGCUGUCACAUUUCCGACUCCUAAAAAAUCACUCCUCGUCAUUUUAAGACUUGGUUCAGUAGUCCGUAUUCAAGGAAUUUUAUGUUCUGUGCCCCCCUUCCCCCCCUUUCCCACUGUCAUGCAUAUCUGGUGGUCAGAUUAGGGUGCACGGGCAGAAUUUUGUAUAAAACCUCUUUAAGGAAUUCUUUUUUUAAACUCAUAACCGGUUUACACACGAGAGACGCGUGUAGGACCUACUGUCUUUCUCUGUGCUGCUGGUGAUUUCUGAAUUCUGAAGGACUUUUAUUUUGAUUUUUCUUCUCGCAGUGUCAUUACCCAAGACCCCGCCCACUCCCCCGCCACCCAGUUACAAUCCACACAUUUUUGACCAGUGAUUGAAGCAAGGUAUUAAUUUAACAAGUACGUCCCACUUCCCUGCCCCCCACUCCCCUACCUUCUGGUAAUUAGGUUGCAUUUGGCUUUUGUUGAAUUAGAAGCUAACCGCUCCAGUGACUCCUGCUCUUUUGGGUUAAGGGUACAAGGAUAUGGGUUCCAGACAGACACAAACUUCUGUAUAUUUAAUUACCUGAAAGCUCGUCGAGCUUGUGUGUUGAUUUAAACUGUGUAAUAAAAAUGAUUACUAAAGUGGUUAAUGCUCUGAAUUCAGAUGUCACUGGGGGGUCGUUGAUGAAAGCGUGGCCGCUCUGGGCCAGGAGGUUCCGGGCCAACCCACUGCGCAGCGGCCAAUCGCUAAGCAGCAUGUCUGUGGGUGUGGCGUUCUCAAGGGAGCAUCAUUGUACAGUUUUAAAUUGCAAUACGUUCAAGUCUUCUUGUCGCGGGGAAAAGUUGCAGCAUAUUAGUGUUUGAUGCUGUGGCUGCACACAAGGUAAGUUGUGAUGGUGCUCCUGGGUACAUUAAUGCUUCUUCGCGUAUGAAUCGCUCGCCGUCUUAAGGCCGAGAGGGUCAUCUUUGGAAAUCCAUCAAACCCCUUUGCUAAGGAGGUCUUGCGACUGAUCGACUGAAUAGUUCUUGUCUGUCUGGUUGCUGUCCGCUGAACCUCUGGUUUACAGCGUAAUAACGCAGCUCGAUACUGCCCAUGCUAAUGGCCGUUGGCUGGGCAUUGUGUAAUAACCUUUGUCAUUUCCCAGGGAGAGAGGGUUUCGGUCAGAAUCUCCUCGUCUCUCUGUUCAAGUGUGUCGUUUCUGGGCAGUCUGGUGCAUGCACUCUGACUGCGAAAGGCGCACACCAAAUGAUGCAUUGACUGCGCUGCUCAGCAGCUCUACUGCGUCGUGAAAAGUGCAGUCUGGCGUUGCCGUUGAAGCAGUGGGAUCGGUUUUCCCCUGAAGCGUAGGGCUGGGAUGCACAACUGUGGUCCUGAAGGACUGGUCUGCGUGCUGCAUUUUGUUCCGACCCAUUACCUUAGAUUUUGUUUUCUGACAGCUCUAUAAAAUGCUCUGGUUCACUCCUGUACUUGAGAGCAGCAAAGUCUUUAGGAUACACUUGCGGCUGUAGCUGGUCCUGAUGCAAAUGUGAAUUUUGGAUAUGGUUGAGCUAAUUAAGUAUUUUCAUUAAGUAAUUAAAAUCUAGCUUGUUGUGCACCCCUGGUGUAGGGUCAGUCCUUCCUCUACUCGUUUCGCUGAUCGGAGUGACUACUGAUCGCUGGCGCAUUGGUAUUUACAGGUGCUAUCAAAGCCAAAUGUAUAACGUGUAUGGGGGGGGGAGGGGGGGGUGAGGUGAGGUGACCCUGUUCCAUGCUUUUUUCACUUUUUUUUUUCUCCAGAAAAACUCCCAGUUAUCAGAAUGAGCCAUUACCUGUAUGUGACCUACACGAUACUGUUGGUACAUUAAAGAUGUGCUUUGCAGUUGGGUCCAAUUUAUCUGAUGGACAGUAUGUACACAAGUGGUGGAAUAAACUUUUAAAAGCUUCACUGUUACUAUUGAAUAAGUAUUUCAGUUUAUAUUUUCAACAAGACAAGCAUUCAGGGUGGAGUUAUGACAGUUUGUUUACUAGAAAUGUUGGAGAAACUCAUGACAAGAAUUUGUGCAAAGUUUAAGUAAAGCAAUUGCAAUGACUGGAUUGAAGUCUUUAUUAUUGUUUUUACUAGUAGCAUUUUUCAGUGACUAGGUAAGAGCCUGUGCUUGUGAUGUCAUAAAGAAUUAAGCCAUUGAUACUAUUGGGGUUUAUGACCGUUCAUAUAAAGCAUUAUGGAUCUAGGGCCAUAAACUUGAAGCAUCUUGCAAAAAACACUUUAUGCUUGCACUUACGGACUUGGAUUCAUUUUUAUGUUUGCUGAUGAAGUGCCAUGAUCCCCUUUGUCAUUCAUUUGAAUGCAUACAAAGUCUUCAUAAAUGCUACAUAGCUCCCA